AUGUCAAAAGAUGAAGUGGGACUCCAAAAUAAUGAGGGCAACACAGCCCUUUCGAUUGCUGCAAUUGUUGGCAAUUUCCAAGCAGCCCAAAUGAUAAUGGGCAGACAUCCAGACUUGGUUGCAGUGGCAAACAACUCCGGCAGGAUGCCAAUUAUUGAGGCUGCUCAACAUGGCCAAAAGAAGAUGAUAAGAUAUUUACAGCAAUUCACCCGAGAUAUUUUUCAUUUUGACGAAAAUGUGCAUGCUUUCUGCUUCUUGAAUUCGCUCAUAGUUGCUGGACUUUACGACAUGGCACUGGACUUUGUAAAACAGUAUCCAAGUUUAGCUAUAAGGGAGCUAUCCGAUGGGGAGUCUCUUCUGAGUGCAAUAGCAAGAAAACCUUCUGCAUUUCCAAGCGGAAGAAAGCCAGACUUUUGGGACCGUUAUCUUUGUUGUGUUCGAAGUUGUAGAGAGGAGAUAGGAGAGACAAAGUUGAUGAAUCAGAUAGCAGUAAAACUUGUCAAACUCUUGUGCAUGGAAAUUACAAGAAUCCUAGACCACGAAAGAGCUUACUCUAUACUAAAACGACCGUUCCUAUUAGCAGCAGAAUUGGGGGUUUGCGAAGUUGUUAAAGAGAUUAUAAAAUCAUUCCCUGAUGCAGUCUGGUUUUCAAAUGCUGACAAUCAUAAUGCACUCCAGUUGGCAAUCAUGAACCGUAGAGAGAAGGUGUUCAACCUUAUAUUUCAAAUGAGUGGUCACAAACAUUUGUUAUUGAUGUCCCAUGACAAUGAUGGGAAUAAUAUCUUGCACUUGGCUGGAAAAUUGGCACCCGAAAAUCAACUCAAUCUCAUCAAUGGUGCAGCCCUACAGAUGCAGCGCGAGUUACGGUGGUUUCGGGAAGUGGAGAAAAUUAUACAGCCUGCAUACAGAGCGAGUAAAAAUUCUAAAGGAGAAACUCCAGCAAUGGUAUUUACAAAGGAACAUAUGGAGCUUGUUAAGAAAGGUGAGAAAUGGAUGAAACAAGCAGCAACCGGAUGCUCAUUAGCAACAACACUCGUUACCACAAUUGUAUUUGCAGCGGCUAUCAGCGUGCCUGGUGGCAACGGAGAUAAUGGCUAUGCAGAAGAUAAUUUUUUUUAUGUCCUGCCCAACAGAUUAAUAUCAGGUCUCGUUUUAUUGUUUGUCUCUGUAACGUCGAUGAUGGUAGACUAUGGUGCCACUGUUUAUCUAGUGUUUUAUGACAGAAAGGCACACUGGAUACUUGCUUUCCUGGGUGCUUCAGUUUGUUCGCCUGUGUUUUUGUUUGUGUAUUUGAAACUUCCCCUCCUGGUAGACUUUGUCUUUUAUACAUAUGGCCCCGGAGCUGCAUUAGACUGUUCCUUCAGGUCGACCACUAGUGCCGCUAAUGCAACAGAUUGCGAAUCAACAGGGGGUAGGGACAUCGAAUCUCGAAAAUGGGCAGCUGGUGGAGAUGAUCAAGCUAAUGGUUGCAUAGGCGGUGCAACAGAACGUGGUUGCGUUGAGAAAUCAGCAACCGACCCCCUAGGACCUUGA
This is a messenger RNA of Pistacia vera, 1533 nucleotides long. RefSeq lists its product as uncharacterized. Bases 1 to 1533 code for a protein of 510 amino acids. Lineage: Eukaryota; Viridiplantae; Streptophyta; Magnoliopsida; Sapindales; Anacardiaceae. The record is from RefSeq and is a predicted model, not a curated record. The transcript is spliced from 6 exons. Gene Ontology annotation, molecular function: protein binding.